AAUGUUGCAUGUUAACCGUAGCUUCUAAUGAGGAAGUAAAGGGAUUCUUUAGAAUCCCAGGCUCAGCACCACAUGUGUCCCUUGCAAAAACCCCCGACAUGACAUGGGCUGAAUUGGGCCCAUGGGCAGUGAAAGGGGGGGGAGCAUGUGAUUGGAUACCAGACCCGCAUGGUCCUGAGGGACAAUAUUUCUCACCCGCAACGGGUCUGAGACACAGAGCGUGGGGUGGAACUUUCGAAACCCAACGCUCAGUACAAAAAAUGCGAGGUGCUACGGGGGAGUCGCCAGUGUACUUGCUCCCACAAAUGACGGUGGAUGACCCACGAUUGGCUGAGGUCCCACCCACCCUGUGGGCUAAAAGCAAGUACGAUGUGGGCUGCAUACGAAAUGUGGAGCCCCUAAUGGUGACUCCCAAAUCAACAUACAGACCAAAGCAACCACAAUACAGGCUGCGCCAAGAGGCGAUUGAUGGUAUAACACCUGUUUUCAACUCACUGUUGGAAGCCGGUGUUAUAAUCCCGUGUCCGUAUUCACCAUGCUGUACCCCAAUAUUCCCAGUAAAGAAGGCCCCAGUUGAAGGGCAACCUACCACGUGGCGGUUUGUGCAAGAUUUAAAGAAGGGUUGCCGGACCACAAGCGCCCCUUCACACAGACUGUGGGGGAGCGAAAUGGAUACAUGACAUCGGUUCUGUUGCAGGAGCAUGGGGGCAAGAUGCGCCCCAUCGCCUAUUACUCAUCUAAAUUAGAUCCGGUGGCAGCAGGUCUACCACACUGUUUGAAGGCAGUGGCAGCAGCGGCAAUGGUGGUUGCCGCCAGUAGGGGGCUGGUGGGUUACAUGCCAUUAACUUUGCUUGUACCCCAUGAGGUUUCAUCUAUUUUGUUAACCCAAAGUACAUCGCAUCUAACAGCAUCACGAUUCUUGUCAUACUACAACGUGUUGCUUGCAAUGCCUAACAUUACUUUGAAAAGAUGUACUGUAUUAAACCCAGCCACCUUGCUGCCCACUCCUGAAGAUGGGGAACCCCACGAUUGUGUGGCCACCAUUAACGAGGUGUGCACACCACGGGUGGACCUGUCAGACACCCCACUCCCAGCGGGGAAUGAAGUUCUGUAUGUCGAUGGUUCUAGCCGUAAGAAUGUGAUCACAGGUGUUAGUGAAGUGGGCUACGCCAUUGCCACGCAGGACUGCGUGGUGGAAUCAGCAAGGUUACCAUCUAAUCUUUCAGCCCAGGCGGCUGAGCUGUUCGCCCUGACCAGAGCGUGUAUACUUUCAGAGGGUAAACGGGUUACCAUUUACACUGAUAGUAGGUAUGCUUUUGGUGUUGUUCAUGAUUUUGGCACACUAUGGAAAAUGCGUGGCUUCCUCACAUCCACGGGCCAACGAAUUAACCAUUCACAAUUGGUUGCUAAUCUACUGGAUGCUAUCCUCUUACCCACUGCCAUCUCUGUUUGUCGAUGUGAAGCACACACAAGGGCUAAGGACUUGAUAUCCAGAGGAAACGCUCUGGCGGACGAGGGUGCUAAGGCGGCUGCCAAAGCCCCGCUUGCCUCCACCUUGCAGAUGACACAACUGACGCCCACAGUUACGAUCGAAGAACUGGCGAAGGCUCAAACCAGGGCCUUACCCGCAGAGCGUCAGUUGUGGAAAUCAGCUGGUGCAACAUACCGCAUGGGGUUGUGGUACGGCCCUAAUGGGCGCCCAUGCUUACCUAAAUAUUUGUUCCCUAUCUACGCUAAUAUGACACAUGGUAGAGACCACGUGUCAAAGGGGGGAAUGGUAGAUAGCAUUGACCAGCACUGGUAUACACAAGGAUUUUCAAACUAUGCACAAAGUUUUUGUGCAAAAUGUAUUGUGUGUGUCACCAACAACAUAGGAAGAGGAAAGAAAGUAGCACCCACUAGCCACCCACAACCAUCACUACCAUUUGAUCAUCUGAUGAUGGAUUUUAUAGAGUUAACACCAUGUGAGGGAAAGAAGUAUUGUUUGGUAAUAGUUGACAUGUUUUCCAAAUGGGUUGAGGUAUUCCCCACCAAAGCGGCCGACUCUGCGGCCGUGGCCAAAGCCUUGAUCACAGAAAUCAUCCCAAGGUGGGGAAUCCCAAAGAAAUUGUCCAGUGACAAUGGUUCACAUUUUGUGAACCAAGCCAUCCAACAGUUGUCCAAGUAUGUAGGAAUUGAUCUACGCAACCAUUGUGCGUACCACCCUCAGAGUGGUGGGGCAGUGGAGAGGGAGAAUGGUACUCUAAAGAACAAACUGGCCAAAGCAGCUGCGGAUACAGGUAUGUCAUGGCUAAAGGUCUUGCCACUGGUCCUCCUGGCCAUGAGGGGACGCACCAGAGUAAAGGUAGGUCUGUCCCCUUAUGAAGUCCUAAUGGGACGGCCGAUGCCAAUGGGGACAGGUGCACCACACAACAGCAACUUGAACACAGAAUCUUUUCAUCACGACAUGAUUGAUUAUUGUGUUAACCUCUCUCGGACUUUGCAAUCCAUCCGUAUACAGGUGAAGGAGGCAUUACCGCUGUCCAAGGAAGGGCAACUCCACGAUCUACAACCAGGCGAUUGGAUUGUGGUGAAGGAUUAUCGAAGACGGACCUGGAACUCACCAAGGUGGUUGGGACCAUUCCAAGUCCUUUUGAUCACAUCAUCAGCUGUCAAGGUAGCUGAGAGGGCCACCUGGAUCCACGCCAGCCAUUGCAGACGGGCACCACCACUCACACCAACGGUCAUUUCCGACCCAACCGGUAGCUGA
Molecule: messenger RNA, 2749 nt
Organism: Gadus chalcogrammus (walleye pollock)
Lineage: Eukaryota; Metazoa; Chordata; Actinopteri; Gadiformes; Gadidae
Product: protein NYNRIN-like
Exons: 2
Coding region: 677-2749 (690 amino acids)
Biological process (GO): DNA integration
Molecular function (GO): nucleic acid binding; RNA-DNA hybrid ribonuclease activity
Source: RefSeq, a predicted model, not a curated record